UUCCGCGGUACUCGUCGGUGCGAACGGUCGAAGUUUUUUGGUUGUGCGGUUGUUUCUCGUCGAUAAGAAGUUUCGGUUGUGUUCUUUAGUGGCGACGGGGGGAGAUACACAUCAAUCUCAAUCACAGUGCUGUGUUGUUGUGGGGGAUGAUUUCGGAUUGAUUUGAGUGGGAAGUGAUUUCGGAUGCCGGUGCCAGAUAACAUCUAGCUGAAGAUGUUGGAUGGAGUUGUGAUUUUGUGAUGUUUUGAGAUCGAGGUGUAAACAGCUGAAAUUGUCUGGAAGGAAAUUUGCCGAUUGUGGCGAAAGGGUGUAGUGAAGCUCAAUCUCUAAGUUGAGCCGCUCAAUGGUGAACAGUGCUAGUGCCGUGUAGCGGUCAGUCAAUCCAGCCGAAAUGUAUUUCAAGUCGUGUAUUAGUAGAAAGAUAGUGAUCGGUUUUAUCUGUCUCCUGGUGCAAAUCAGCCAUGGGAUAACUCAGCUGGUCAUCAAUGUACAGAAUCAGGGUGGCGAGGUGGUGCAGGAGACAAUAACGUCCAGCGUGGGUGACGAUACAUGUACGCUUGAGUUCCAGCGAAGCGACGGCACGCUGAUAACCAAGCUAAUCGACUUCAAAAGUGAGGUGCAAGUCCUAAAAGCCCUGGUCCUGGGCGAGGAGGAACGCGGCCAGAGCCAGUACCAGGUGAUGUGCUUCGUGACCAAAUUCCAGAAAGGAGAUUUCAUCACAGUCGAUGCGAUGGCCAAACUGCGACAGAAAAAUCCCAGCACCAUCCGGACGCCCGAGGAGGACAAGGGCAAGGAGAACUACACCAUGACGGGCUGGGUCGUGCUGGACCGGGCGGCACCCAUCUCCCGGCACAUUGCACCGCUGUGUUCAGAGGCGCCGGACUCGACGUACGCCCGGGACGUCGACCUCAAGGCGUGGGCCGAACUGCCAGGCUCCUCCAUAUCGAUCCUGGAGUCGGCCGUGAAGCCGUUCCCCUCGGUGACGACCGGUAGUCCGCCGUCCCGGUGCAGCGAAGUUUCGGCCAUCUGGGCCCCCUGCAUCUGCACCCUAGAGAUGUGCAUCGGGUGGUAUCCCUGCGGCCUGAAGUACUGCAAGGGCAAACCGGACAGCAAUCCACUACUGAACGGCGGUGGCUCGAGCUACCGCUGUGGCAUCAAAACUUGCCGCAAGUGCCAUCAAUACUCGUACUACGUGCGGGAAAAGCAGCAGUGCCUGUGGGACGAAUGACCGCUAGAGGGCCAUCGCGGGACGGACGACCACGACCACAAUCGACGACGAACAACGACGACAGCGAGCGAAGCAACAACGGCUAGCAACGACAGCACCAACACCGAAAAACACAAAUCACUGGCAGCGACAACAGGGACAAAUUCAAGUAGCACUAGUAGAAGCAUUAGUAUUAGGAACAACAACAGCAUCACCAACGGCUGCUGUAGAGUUAGGGACUGUAACGGCGGCGGUAGAAGAAACGAUAAUAACAAUAAGAAUAGAACCAGAACUAGCGGUAGGCAGACGAAGACGACGGCGACGACUAGAGUCGCAACCGAAACAAUCAGUGAAUUUAAUUUUUUACUCCGAGAUUAUAUGCCAGGAGCGGCUGCGGCAGUGAUGGUGGUGCUGCCCGAGGGACAAAAGCUGACCACAGUGCGGUAGCAGAAGCACCAGCACCCAACAGCAUCAGCAGCAGCCAGCAAAACCUGAUCCUGUGACACUUCUAUCCGAUGCGAUGUAGAGAUGUGUUUCGAGUUUAAUGAAAUUAUUUUAUAGCACAAA
Aedes albopictus (Asian tiger mosquito) is the source of this 1774-nucleotide messenger RNA. It is a transcript of the gene oaf, whose product is annotated as out at first protein. The coding region runs from base 392 to 1228 and encodes 278 amino acids. Lineage: Eukaryota; Metazoa; Arthropoda; Insecta; Diptera; Culicidae. The transcript has 5 exons. The record is from RefSeq and is a predicted model, not a curated record.